UUAUCCUCCUGUUUAAUAAAAUAUCACAUUAUAAACUGCAGCAGUGACAUCGCUGUGACAUCACACCCCUGUGAGAUGAUGUCAUAGAACAGAAUCUGAUCAUGUGACGGUAAAAAUGCUGUUUUGGGGAACUACAAACGUCCUGAAGAUAAUAAACGGAGUGAAACCUCUUCAUGAACGUCUGCAUGCUGCCUGCAGGCGAGUGUGUUGCUGCUGCUGCUGCAGAGCACGACGCCUGCAAGGCAUCAUGGGUGAUGAAGAUGAGGCAGAUGGAUGCAGAGUCAGGUCAUGUGAUGUCACAGAUGUCAUCUAGAGAAGAAGAAGUUAAAGAAGGAUGUGAUUCUUCAUCCGCAGAGUCGUGUGUUGCUCUUUCAUUGGUGUUUUGAAGAGAAAAAGACGUGAAUCUUCCAGCAGGUCGACGAUGAGCAAAGAAAAUAAAGACGUGAUGAAGAAACCAACUCUGAACACAAAGACAGAAGGAAGAGUUCAAAUGAAGGCAGAUAUGAGACUAAAUGUUUGAUUAGUCCGAUGAAGAUGUUCUAUAAUGUGACUCUUCAGGAGAGUUUCUGUUAUUGAUGAACCGGCGUCUGACUGCUGCUUGAAACUUGUGUCGUUUCUUACUGGACGGAUGUAAAAGGCUGAAAACAAACAUGAGUUGAUGCUGCAGCUGAUCUGACGGUUGAAUGAACUGAACAUUAAAGAAGCAGCUGUGGAUCAUUAACGGUAUAAAAUCAUCUUUCAGUUCUUUAUUUAUGCAUUUAUUUGUUUAUUUGUUUCAUGUUGUUGCCAUGGACACCAGCAGCAUUUGUCUGUACUGUCUCUGAACCGACAACAAACACAAACACAUUCUGUACUUUUGUCAAUAAAGUUAUGUCUGAUUUGAAUUUGAAUCAGAGGUGUAGAGAUGAUUGACAGCUCCUCAGGGAUCAGAUCAGAUCAAUCAAUGUGAUUGACACGUUAGGCUGGUUAUAGUUAUCAAUAUCCAUCUGUAGUUUCACUGGACUACAAAUAUGGAGGCAGCUGAUUUGCUCCUGUUGAGUUUCUGAGCAGAACACAAAUAUUUUACACUUAAACACUUAAAUUCACUCAAAUUAAACAUAUUUAAUUAUGUAUUGAUACGUAUUGAUAUUGAUUGUCUAGUGAAUAUAAUUAUGAUAUUUAUGAUAUCAGAUGUCAUGUUGUUAUUGAUCGUCAGUGUUUUGGAUAAAGUCACGUGCUGCGCGUCACUGUCAGAGUAUUUAGCGGCGGAGCGGCGGAGCGGAGCGUCAGUCCGGCUGCACGCGGGGAAGCAGCGGGAUCUCAGCGUCAACAAACGGAAUAUCUUCAUCACACUCAUCUUCACCGGAUGUUUCUCUGACUUUAGGAGUGUUUUUACCUCCGCGCCGUGCCGCUCCGUGCUGCCGCUCUGUGCCGCUGCUCCGGCGGAGGAUGGAGCAGAAACACGCGGUCGGACUUCUCCGCAGCGCGGCGACGCGUCGCUGCAGGACGCUUCGCCUGCAGUAGCGGCAGUUCUUCAACAUGUGAACUUCAACAGACUUCUGUGUGUUUUUUAUUUUGUCCAAAGAGGCUCCGCUCCGCUCCGCGCGCUGCGUAACGGUAACACUUUUACGCACAAAGGAAACAGCAGCGCGUGAGCGACGUCCCGACAUGUUCUCCGAGCUGAGCGACAUGAACCUGACCUCCAACUUCAGCGCCGACGAGCCGCUGUCCGCGCUGGAGCCGGACUGGAGCGACACGCCGCAGCAGCGGCUGUCGCGCAGCGGACACCGCGUGGUGUCGGUGUUCCUGGGCUCCAUCAUGGUGUUCGGAUUCCUCAACAACCUGCUGGUUCUGGUUCUGUUCUGCAGGUUCAAGACCCUGCGGACCCCCGUCAACAUGCUGCUGCUCAACAUCAGCGUCAGCGACAUGCUGGUGUGCGUCUGCGGCACGACGCUCAGCUUCGCCUCCAGCCUGCGGACGCGCUGGCUGUACGGGCGGCACGGCUGCAUGUGGUACGGCUUCAUCAACUCCUGCUUCGGUAUCGUGUCUCUGGUGUCCCUCGCCGUGCUGUCUUAUGACCGGUACAGCACCCUGCUGGUGUACAACAAGCGGUCCCCGGACUACAGGCGGCCGCUGCUGGCGGUGGGGGGGUCGUGGCUGUACUCGCUGCUGUGGACGGUGCCUCCUCUGAUUGGCUGGAGCAGCUACGGGCUGGAGGGGGCGGGGACCAGCUGCUCGGUGGCGUGGACGGAGCGGACGCCGCGCUCGCACUCCUACAUCAUCUGUCUGUUCGUGUUCUGCCUCGGCGUGCCCGUCCUCGUCAUGGUGUACUGCUACAGCCGGCUGCUGCACGCCGUCAAGCAGGUGGGUCGGAUCCGGCGGACGGCAGCGCGGCGGCGAGAGUUCCACAUCCUGUUCAUGGUCUUCACCACGGUGGUGUGUUAUCUGCUCUGCUGGAUGCCGUACGGCGUCGUCGCCAUGAUGGCCACAUUCGGCCGGCCGGGACUCAUCAGCCCGGUGGCGAGCGUCGUGCCGUCGAUUCUCGCCAAGAGUAGCACCGUCAUCAACCCCGUCAUCUACAUCCUCAUGAACAAACAGUUCUACCGCUGCUUCCUGAUCCUGCUCGGCUGUAAACACCAGUUGACGGAGAACGGCGCCUCCUCCAUGCCUUCCAGGACCACCGUGGUGCAGCUGAACCGCCGGACAUUUCCCAGCAGCCCCGUCACCAAACCCACCGCCGUGGACCCGGAGGGAAUCAGCGCCACCCUGUCGGACAGGACGGACCAGAUCGAGCCGCCGGCGAGGCCGGAAAUCUCCUCGUGAGGACAGAAAAACAUACGAUCUGACUAAAACUUAAGGGGCGGGGCUAAAGAACUGUCCCGCCUUCACUGGUGUCAUGUGUCACAGUAGCUCCGCCUCCUGGAAACUCGUCACUGAUGUGUGCUCGAUGUCACCCCAAAGUGUCGCUGUAUCAUCCGAAAAUCUCAACGCUGUGAUUCGCCUACACUGUGGAGGUAUGGAGGCUCGUUCAUGUCAUAACUCUGAGUGACGUUAUCUUAAAACCUCUGCUCAUAAUUUAUAAUCACUAUACAAACAAUAAAAACAAGUUAAAGUUUAAAUACUUAUAGAUUAUAAUAAUAUCUGGGUAACUAGAGUAUAAACAGUUAAUAGAUGAUUGAUAAUAUUCACUAUAAUCACCCGCUUAUAGUGAUCAUUAUAACCGAUUUUCUUCUUCUUUAUUUCUUAUGCAGAUUAUCAUCUAAUUGACAUUUGUAUAUUUAUAACAUGAAUAUAAAGUCAUGAAAAAGGCAACUUCGCUAUUUCCUGAAUUUUAUUGACUGUUUCAAAAUGCAGAACAGCUGUUUAAUCGCUUGUUGUUUCACUGCUGCAUCUCGUUUGCUCGUUCCUGGCAGUUUGUCAUAAACUUCAAGGAGACGACGUUUAUCACUGGCAGCAGACGGGUUGUGUGUUUAAGUGAAGUGUUUAAGAGGGGAGGACAUUUCUCUUCGUUCAAUCACGUUAAGAGUAAAGUUAUGUUUUGCUGACGGCUUCCCGACUCAUUUUAAUAAAGAUGAGAGAGAGAGAGAGAAGCAGUGGU
Thunnus maccoyii (southern bluefin tuna) is the source of this 3577-nucleotide messenger RNA. It is a transcript of the gene tmtops2a, whose product is annotated as teleost multiple tissue opsin 2a. The coding region runs from base 1648 to 2802 and encodes 384 amino acids. The transcript has 5 exons. Gene Ontology annotation, cellular component: membrane; photoreceptor outer segment. The record is from RefSeq and is a predicted model, not a curated record. Lineage: Eukaryota; Metazoa; Chordata; Actinopteri; Scombriformes; Scombridae. Gene Ontology annotation, biological process: visual perception; G protein-coupled receptor signaling pathway. Gene Ontology annotation, molecular function: G protein-coupled receptor activity.